Molecule: messenger RNA, 1971 nt
Organism: Lichtheimia ornata
Lineage: Eukaryota; Fungi; Mucoromycota; Mucoromycetes; Mucorales; Lichtheimiaceae
Exons: 4
Coding region: 1-1971 (656 amino acids)
Biological process (GO): rRNA processing
Cellular component (GO): ribonucleoprotein complex; nucleus; cytoplasm
Molecular function (GO): RNA helicase activity; ATP binding; RNA binding
Source: RefSeq, a predicted model, not a curated record
AUGUCGUCGUACUCAUCAUACUAUUCGUCCCGCGAUCACCACCACGGAUCUGGUUACUCAUCUGGCGGUGGACGAAGCAGCAGCAGAGGCUAUGAUGGCUAUUCAAGCAGAAGCUCUCGUGAGCAUCGUGAGGCAUCUCCUAGAAGGUCCUCCAGCCGCUACGAUCAUCGUUCCUCAAGCCGUGACGACCGUGCCAAUCGCAGCAGUGAUAGACAUCAUGACCGAGGAGGCCAUUCGUCAUACAGCUCAUAUCGAUCAUCUCAUGACUCGUACCAUCGUAGUGGUGGUAGUGGUGGAGGCAAUAGCGGCAGCGGUGGAUACAGUAGCUAUGGCAGCGGUGGCAAUGCUAGUGGAUACGGUGGCAACAACAGCAGCAGCUAUGGUGGCGGUGGUGGAUACGGCGGCAGCAGCGGUGGUGGAUAUGGCAGCUAUGGUGGUGGAUACGGCGGCGGCAGCAGCUUCGGCGGUGGCGGUGAUCGUAUGAGUCAACUUGGCAGUGGUCUCAGGGAUAUCCAAUGGGAUCAAGUAUCUCUUCCCAAGUUUGAAAAGAACUUUUACAGUGAACAUCCCAAUGUUGCCGCUCGUAGCGAUGCCGACGUGGCCAAAAUGCGUGGUGAUGCCAACAUGACAGUAAUCGGCCAUGAUGUCCCCAAGCCAUUGAAGACUUUUGACGAAGCCAAUUUCCCAUCUUACGUCAUGAAGGAGUUACAGCAACUUGGAUUUUCAGCACCUACCCCUAUUCAAUGCCAGGGUUGGCCUAUGGCUCUUAGUGGUCGUGAUGUUGUUGGUGUUGCUGAAACUGGCUCAGGCAAAACACUUGCAUACACUCUUCCUGGUAUCGUUCAUAUCAAUGCUCAACCUCUUCUUGAACCUGGUGAUGGCCCUAUCGUCCUUGUACUCGCACCCACUCGUGAAUUGGCUGUGCAAAUUCAACAAGAAUGCACAAAGUUUGGUCGUAGCUCUCGCAUCAAGAAUACUUGUUUGUAUGGUGGUACUUCCCGUGGUCCUCAAAUCAGAGAUCUUGCUCGUGGUGUAGAGAUUUGCAUUGCUACGCCAGGUCGUUUGAUUGAUAUGUUGGAAGCUGGCAAGACAAACUUGCGUCGUGUCACCUAUCUCGUUCUCGAUGAAGCUGAUCGCAUGUUGGAUAUGGGUUUCGAGCCUCAAAUUCGCAAGAUUGUCAACCAAAUUCGCCCUGAUCGUCAAACCCUCAUGUGGAGUGCUACAUGGCCAAAGAGUGUUCAACGUCUCGCUGAAUCAUAUCUCAAGGAUUACAUCCAAGUCAACAUUGGUUCUCUCUCACUCAGCGCAUCCAAAAACGUCACACAAACGGUUGAAGUGUGUACAGAGCCUGAAAAGCGUACCAAGCUCAUCCAUCAUCUUGAACGCAUCAUGGAGGAACCAGAAACCGAACGCAAGACUUUGAUUUUCACGAGCACAAAACGCACAGCUGAUGACAUUACACGAUUCCUGCGCCAAGAUGGUUUCCCAGCAUUGGCUAUCCAUGGUGACAAGCAACAAAAUGAACGUGAUUGGGUUUUGGGUCAAUUCCGUUCCGGUGGUCAUCCUAUUAUGGUUGCUACAGAUGUGGCAUCACGUGGUAUCGAUGUCAAGGAUGUCAAAUUUGUCAUCAACUAUGACUUCCCUACCAACAUUGAGGAUUAUGUCCAUCGUGUCGGUCGUACUGGUCGUGGUGGUGCAAAGGGCCAAGCAUUUACUUUCUUCACUACUGAUAAUGCACGACAAGCACGUGAUCUCGUUGGUAUUCUUCGUGAGACAAACCAAGUCAUUGACCCUCGAUUGGAAAUGAUGUCAACAUCGUCUCAUGGUGGAGGCCGUGGUGGAGGUCGUCGUGGUGGUUUCCGUGGUCGUGGUGGCGGAGGCUAUGGUGGCUAUGGUGGUCGUCAAGGUGGAGGCUAUGGCGGCGGUGGCUAUGGUGGCGGCUAUGGUGGUGGUGCUGCUGGUAGAUGGUAA